AUGCGCGAAAAUAUGAAACAAUCCAUGCUACAGUCGAUCAAUAGGGGCACUCUGGAUCUUUCCAUUAGUCCAAAACCUAGAAACAGACUCACUCAAGAGUCUCCUGGUGGAGGUUUUGUUUGCGGAGAUUGCGGUAGAACGUAUAAGCUGAAGAGUUCCCUCAGGAACCACCAAAAGUGGGAAUGUGGUAAAGAACCGCAAUUUAAAUGCCCCUAUUGCGUCUACAAGGCCAAGCAGAAGAUGCACAUGGCUAGACACAUGGAACGGAUGCAUAGAGAGAUAGAUUACACGUCUGUCAAAACCGAAAUUAAAGAUGAAGAGAAUAUAGAAAAUAAACAAAUUGAAAGUAACAAUGACAAUAAUAGCGUUAUUAACGACUACAAACUGGAAGAAAAGGAGAACAAACCCAGGAAGAAAAAGAGAAAGACGUUCGAAAAUAAUGACAGUUUGGAUAUUCCCGUAUUGACUGAACUAUUUAUGUGUCCCCAAUGUACAAAAAGUUACCGGUUAAGACACUCUUUGACCCGUCACAUCAAAUUCGAAUGCGGAAAAGAACCAAAAUACGCUUGCAGCCUCUGUCCUAGAAAGUUCAAGCACAAGUACGAUCUGUCUGUGCACGAAAAAGGAAAGCAUUUCAAAAAUAUGCCUCAGUUAGUUGAGAAAAUGGGCUUGGACGAUGACGUUGGUGAAUUUUCAGAAAAGCUUAGGCAUGCUUUGACUGGAAUUAGGGAGAACCAAACUGUUUAAACGUUUUGAGAAGCUAUCAAUAGUUUACUGUACAUUCAUUAUAUCUUUUCAAACAACAAAAUAAUUUGUUCAACUAACUUGUAACACCAAAGGACAUAUUAAGUUAGUUUAGGCAUGGAAUACAUACAAACUGGGUAAAAUAUAAUUGUUAGUGGUACUACAAAUAAAAAAAAAUGUUCCUCCAAAUAACAUUAAGUACAUUUAAUGCAGAAGUAAACAUAUUUAAGAGUUCGACCAAUUUUGGCAGCUCUGCAAUUUGUUGUCUCAGUUCAAGCCUGUUCAGUAUUUAGGAAAAAUUGCAAAUUAAAAUCUUCGACAUGAUGUUCAGUUUCAAUUUAACGUUACGUUGGUACUCGAUAAAAUCUUCUGAAUGUAAUUCUGUUGACUAAUUAAAAUAGAUCCAUUUAGUUCCCUUUUAAUCUUUAUGCCCAAGAAUCUUUUUAGAGGUUCCUUUCUAAUUUUAAUCUUAUUUUCCAGGUAGUUUAAUAACUCUUCAAUUUCUAUAACCUUUCUUAAAUCAAUAAUACCUUUAUCUACGUAGAUUACUAGAACUAGUUUGUCAUGACCAAUUUUUACAAAGCGCAUGGAUUUGAUAGUGUCUGUUUUACGUUAAUAUAUUUUCAAAUUUUUGAUUCAAACAGAAUGAAGCUUGUUUUAGUCCAUAUAGAUUAAGUUGAAUCUUCAAAAUCAACUAGUUAUUACAUGAGUCUCCUUAUAGAAAUGUUGUUCUGACAUCGAACUUCAGCUAAAUUCAGAUUCUAAUGGGCAGCUAUUACCAGCACCAUUUUUGUAGAUUUGCACUAAGCUAUUGGACUAAAAGUGUGUGUAAUCUCGGCUAUAAUUUUGCCAAUACCUCUUCGCCAGUAAUCCUACCUUGUAAUUACCUCCAGUUUUCAUUCUAAAAAUCCACCUGUUGGUUAUAACAUUUCGCCAGGAGGUAAUUCAACCAAGGUCCAGUUCUUGUUUUUCUGUAAUGCAGUUAAUUUUUCUUCCAUGGCUUUUCUCCAGUGUUUAUCUUGAAUUGCUUUGAUUUGAACAAAUUGUUCUCUUUCUGCCAAAUAGCAAACAAUCAUUUGGUUCAAAUUUUUGUUGUUUCUUCCUCUUUUUCUUCAAAUAUGGUAGUACUGCUGAUCUGACUCCUUUCUUAAAAAUAAUAUCUCAAAAAAUAUUUGUGAGGGUUUUUCUGCCCAUGACAUUUAUUUAUUAAAAGGUUGAUAUAUAGCUGCCUCAACUAAUGUUCUCAUGUUACGUUCAGCUGAUGAAUUUUGUUUAGGUGUAUAUACCACAGUUAGUUCAUGUUUUAAGCAUUGCUUGCUAGCUUUAUGAUAAAUUUUUGUUCAAUUUUAAAGAUUUUCUUCCCAGUUUCAUUCCUAAAACGUGGAAUAUAAUCUUUAAUACAUCCAAAUAUCUCAACUUUUGUUUUAAGGAAGUAUACUUUACGUAGGUGAGAAAAAUCAUAUUUUCGGAGCAAAUAGUAAUGAUAUCUUGCAGUGGAUGGUUCUCUUCCAUGGGUUCCCAUACAAUUUUUGAACUCAUUCAUGAUGAUGAUGAUGAUAUUGCUUGCCCAUAUUGAACAUUAUUUAAUAUUGUUUUCAAUGAGUGUACAGUGUUGAAUAAUUUGAUGUGCUAAUUUUUGUUGCCAUAUCAUCAGAGAGUUGUCUUUAAGAUAAUUAGCCAAUGGUGAACACAUCAUAUAUUUGUGGAUGAAAAAUAUAGUCGAAAACCACAUAGCUUCGGUGUACAAUAGAAAAAUGUUUUACAGUAAACUAUUGUUUUAGCUUCUGAUAAUUUUUUUAGUGAGCUAUAAUCUUGCCAUUGAUUUGUAUUUGAUAAUUGUUUUAGUUUUAUAAGUUUCUUUUUUAGUUGAUAUUAAUUAUAUUUUGACGUUUUAAAUUGAGACUUUUCGGUGUUUCAUUUUUGAUAGUUAUUAGUAAAUAGUCUAAAGUUCAAAUUAUUAAAAGACUGAAAAAAGAAAAAUAGUAAGUUACUAUAUUUAUAGAAUUUUUGUUGUAAAUUUUUUAAUUCCAAUAUUU
Molecule: messenger RNA, 2780 nt
Organism: Psylliodes chrysocephalus
Lineage: Eukaryota; Metazoa; Arthropoda; Insecta; Coleoptera; Chrysomelidae
Source: the annotation of a GenBank genome assembly